Paramecium tetraurelia is the source of this 624-nucleotide messenger RNA. RefSeq lists its product as uncharacterized. The record is from RefSeq and is a predicted model, not a curated record. NCBI's taxonomy places the organism in Eukaryota, Ciliophora, Oligohymenophorea, Peniculida, Parameciidae. The transcript has 3 exons.
AUGAGUUCUGAUGAAGAAUAGGAUAAUUCAAAUGAAGAUUAGAUCAUCAAUUUAAUUUCUACCUUGCAACAGAAAAUAAAAACAAAUCGAACAAAUAAUGGUUUAAUGAAAACCAAUAGAAUAGGUGAAUCAGAGAAUUGGAAUGAGAUGAGAGAGACCUAAAAGGAAAAACGGAAGAUAAACAAUUUUGGGAAUUCCAAUGAAUUUAGUUUACAAAGAGAAUAGUCAAAGCACUCUAGUAUAUCAGAGAAUUUGAGUGAUUUCACAGUGAGAACUGAUAAACCUGUAAAAGAAUCCUAGUAGAAAACUUAAUAAGCUUAAGUUCUUGAGAAUAAUGAUAUAUUGGAAUUGAAAUAGAAGAUGGACUAUCUACUAAGUCAGAGGGAAAAGGAUUAGGAGAUGUUGGAGUAGAUUAAUGCGGGGUUAAUGUUUCUGAUCAGUCAGAUUCCAAAGCCAAAACAGACAAAUUCAAUUGGAGUUUAGACUGUUAGUUAAAGGGAGAAUUCUUAGAAUUAAUCUACACCUAAGGUGAAGAAAACAGCCCAAUAAACUGUUUAACAAAUGUUCUAAGAGCCAGAUAGAUAUGCAUUUCAAGAGAUCAGAAACUUUUGCUUUAAGCGUUGA